Molecule: messenger RNA, 2794 nt
Organism: Parasteatoda tepidariorum (common house spider)
Lineage: Eukaryota; Metazoa; Arthropoda; Arachnida; Araneae; Theridiidae
Source: RefSeq, a predicted model, not a curated record
CAUUCAAACGUUUCCUCCAUUUCCGUUCAAAAUUCCUUCAACCAAGCUCUUGGCAAUUAAAUUCACUUGGCGUUCAUUCAUUUCUGCUAACCACCAAAGCAGAGGUGUGAUAUAAAGUUCGGCAUUCAAGACAGUUAAUUUUCUCAGGCCUCAUCUACCAGCUAUUCUACAAUCGAGCAAAAAGAGUGAGUGUAAAACGUUACAGAACAAAACAAUAAAAAUUUUAGAUUUUGUUAAUAUAAUUUUGACUACGGUAAUAAACUAAUAAUUCACUUCAUUUAUCGCUUUUUUUACUGCAUGUUUUUAUUUUUAAUACGCGAUUUUUAACGAUUUACCUAUUCCUACUGUGUUUUGAUUUAGGGAUUCCAACUUGCUGAACUUCCUUCAAAUUUACUGAAUAAAUAGUUUUUUGUUUUGGAAAGAAAAAUUUGCAAAUAAAAUUUAUCGAAAUUUUUUUUUUAUUCAACCUGAAAGUAAGAGUUUUUUUUUUGCUAGUGUGAUGAAACGUAAUUAUGCAGGUGUAUUAUUUAAAUUGACUAGUAUAUACAGCAAAAUAAGUUAAAACUAACAUAAUAGUGUUGUUGCUGUAAAAAAGACUUUUUCAUAGUGUGCGCAUGAAAAUUUGAUAAAUGAAAUUGUAUUUUAACACCUUCUUUCAUUCUGAUGAAAAGUUUUACUUGUUCAGAAUAUGUUAUACUAAAACAUUCAACUAGAUUUUAAGUUUACAUAAACCUUCCUUGGUUCACAUUUUUGAAAAUCUUAUUUGUGUAAUAUGUCUGGAAACUCUAACUCAGAUAAGCCUAAUUUAAACAACUCUGAAGAAAAACCUUAUUCAUGCGAUGUAUGUUAUAAAACAUUCAAAAAUAAAAUUUAUUUAAAAAAUCAUUGUUUUGUUCAUACCGGUGAGAAACCUUAUUCAUGUAAUUUGUGUGGUAAAUCUUUCACUAAGAAAUUUAGUUUAAAUUAUCACAUUCUUGUUCAUACUGGAGAGAAGCCAUUUUCAUGUAGUGUGUGUAAUAAAAGAUUCUCAAGGAAAACUAAUUUAAUGGCACAUUCUGUUGUUCAUACGGGUGAGAAACCAUAUUCAUGCAGUGUGUGUGAUAAACGUUUCACGCAUAAAAGAAGUUUAAAUGAACAUUAUGCUGUUCAUACUGGAGCAAAGCCUUAUUCAUGCAGUGUCUGUGAUAAAACAUUCUCACGUCAAGCAUAUUUAGAUAGCCACUCUUUUGUUCAUACUAAAGAGAGACCUUUUUCAUGUCAUCUGUGCAAUAAAACAUUCUCACGCCAAACUCGUUUAGAUAAGCACUAUUUUGUUCAUACUGGAGAAAAACCUUUUUCUUGCAGUGUCUGUAAUAAAUCUUUUACACAAAAAUCUUAUUUAGAUGAUCACUUUUUUAUUCAUACUGGAGAAAGACUUUUUUCGUGUGAUGAAUGUCAUAAAACAUUCUCACGCCAAACUCAUUUAGAUAAUCACAUUUUAGUACAUACUGGCGACAAACCUUUUUCGUGUGAUAUGUGUGAUAAAACAUUCUCAAAUCAAACUCGUUUAGAUAAGCAUUAUUUAGUUCAUACUGGAGAAAAACCUUUUACUUGCAGUGUUUGCAAUAAAUCUUUCACUCAGAAAUCUUAUUUAGAUAAUCAUUCUUUUCUUCAUACUGGAGAAAGACCUUUUUCAUGCAGUGUGUGCGAUAAAACAUUCUCACGUCAAACUCAUUUAGAUAGUCACUUUUUUGUUCAUACAGGAGUGAAGCGUUUUGCAUGCAGUGUGUGUGAUAGAUCUUUUACACGGAAAGCUGAUUUAAAUGAGCACUAUCUUUCUCACACAGGAGAGAAACCUUAUUCUUGCAGUGUGUGCAAUAAAUCUUUCACACGUAAAAGAAGUUUAGAUAUCCAUUAUGUUCUUCAUACUGGAGAGAAACCUUAUUCAUGCAGCGUGUGUGAUAAAACAUUCUCUCGGAAAAUUCAUUUAAAUAUACAUUUCCGUCUUCAUUCUGGAGAGAAACCUUAUUCAUGCAAUGUGUGUGGUAAAUCUUUUUCACGGAAACCAGAUUUAAAUGAGCACUCUCUUGUUCAUAGUGGAGAAAAACCUUUCUCAUGUAGUGUGUGUGACAAAGCAUUCUCACGUAAAUCUUAUUUAAAUAAACACUCUGUUGUUCACAGUGAAGAGAAACCUUAUUCAUGCAACGUGUGUUGUAAAGCAUUCUCAAGGCAAUCAUAUUUAACAAAACACUGUCUUCGUCAUUGUGAAAAGAAGCCCCAUGCAGUAUGUGAGUGAUCUCUUGUAGUUUAAUACACUUUUGUGAUGAAACAUUAGAUUCUUUAGUAAUAAAUGUAAAAACAUUAAAAAAGCCUGUUUUUUUUUUUUUUUUUUUUAAGGAUUUAAAUAAAAAAAUUUAUUAUUUUAUUUCAUUUUCUGCAACUCUGUUUAAAUUUCAGAUCUCCAUUUUACAUUUUGAAAAUUGACUUUAUUAUGAAGAGAAUGUCUUUUGAUCACUUUAUUUGGAGAUUUCAAAACAACUCAUCUGGAUGUUUUUUCUUCCGAUUUAUUACUGAUUCAAUGGCUAAUCAUGUUUUUUUUCGUCCUAAUCAUAAAAUUUAUGUUUUUUAGGUGCAUUGUAAAGUAUAAUUUUAUGUUUUUAUUGCAGACUGAUUUUUGGAUUAAAAAAAAAUAUAUAUUAGAAAUUUAGCAGCAUAGGCUCAAAAGAACCAACACCCACCUAUCAACAAGAAACAGUGCCCUUCACAUUCUUAAAAAAAUUAAUAAAUAAAAAUUAAAAAUAUAAAUUAAGAUUUU